AUGAAGUUAAUAGUUGGGCGACCGCGUCCGGAUUUCUUCUACCGUUGUUUCCCCGACGGCGUGGAGACCGCCGAACUUCAGUGCACGGGGGAUCCGAUGGACGUAAUGGAGGGACGCAAGUCUUUCCCCAGUGGGCACAGUAGUUGUUUCACAGCGUUAUGGCUAUGCGGUCGCUUGCGCGCCGUGUCUAGAUGUCGAGGCAGCGCCGCCAGGGUUCUCGCUUGCCUGGUUCCUCUCAUGAUGGCGCUGUGCGUAGCUCUGUCGAGGAGUUGUGACUACCACCACCACUGGCAAGACAUACUCGUUGGCUCGACACUAGGUUUCACAGUGGCGGUGUUCUGCUAUCGCUAG
This is a messenger RNA of Parnassius mnemosyne (clouded apollo), 351 nucleotides long. The record is from the annotation of a GenBank genome assembly. Lineage: Eukaryota; Metazoa; Arthropoda; Insecta; Lepidoptera; Papilionidae.